AUGUAUAAUGGAAUGAAUAUGUAUCACACCUUGGAGAAUUGGCAAUCAAUUAAAUGUACAAUCUAAGUGCAGCAGCGAACAGUAUCUGUGAUGCUUUAAAAUCUACCUUUUAAGGAUCCUAAUAAAAAGGGAAAUCCUAAUUUAGAAUCUCUGAAAGUUAAGUUCAUUUUGAUUCCAGAUACUUACAUUGAAGGUGUGGUUGGAUAAAGAAUACAACUUAAGGUGUAUGAAGCUGAUCUUUGUAUACGAUUCCCAAACGUUAGGUAUUUGUCCAAAGGAGACCCAUAUGUCACAUUCUUUUUAACUGAAGAUAUGGAGAGGAAUUACAAUUGGAAAAUUAAGAAGAGAUUAUCAAACAUUCAAUUAGUGAACGACAAAUUUGAUUUAGAGAAUAAAAGCUACUGUUAAAAAUUAUAAUUCAAUAAACUUGAUUUAUUCAAAAACUAGGUCUCUAGAUUAACAUUAUUUAUAAUAUUUUAUACUUCAGUUUACUUUCCAAUUUUUUCCACUUAAAACAUAUUUUUCUCUAAUAUUUUUAAUCUGAUUUAUCAUUUAAUUUAAUAAAUUAUGUAAGAAUUAGGAGAUAUCGAAAAUUAACCUCAUAAAAAGGUCAAAACGAAUGAAACACCACUUGAGUUUACAGUAUUAGCAACCCACAAUUUCGCCAGGGCUUCAAUUAUGAGACUUCCUCAUGGAGAAGUGCUUACCCCAGUGUAUAUGCCUGUAGGAACAAAAGGAGCAAUGAAGGGAGUGACCUAUUCUGAGAUGGACGACUUGGGAUGCAAAUUACUGUUAGCAAAUACUUAUCAUUUGGCAUAUAAGCCUGGAGGUAAUUUAUUGGAGAAGGUUGGAGGAUUGCACAAUUUUGUUAAUUGGAAGCAUAACAUUUUAACAGAUAGUGGUGGAUUUUAGAUGGUUUCAUUGUCUCAACUCAGUGAAGUCACUGAAGAAGGAGUCACCUUUGAAUCACCAUAUGAUAAAUCAACAAUGCAUUUAAGACCAGAAGAUUCAAUCCACACAUAAAAUUAAAUAGGAGCAGAUAUAAUUAUGGCUUUGGAUGAUGUUGUUAGAACUACAACUGUUGGUCCUCGUAUGCAAGAGGCAAGUGAAAGAACAACCAGAUGGUUGGAUAGAGACAUUGCAGCUCAUAAAAGAAAGCAUGACUAAAACUUGUUUCCUAUUGUAUAAGGAGGUAUAGAUCCAAAAUUAAGGGAGCAGUCAUUGAAUGAUUUAAUUUAGAGGGAAGCCAAUGGAUAUGCAAUUGGAGGAUUGGCAGGAGGAGAAGAUAAAGUUGACUUUUGGAAAACGGUGGCGUAAUGCACAGCUACAUUGCCUGUGAAUAAGCCUCGCUAUUUGAUGGGUGUUGGAUAUCCAGUCGACGUUGUGGUUUGUUCAUGCUUAGGUGUUGAUAUGUUUGAUUGUGUUUUUUCUACUAGAACAGCUAGAUUUGGUACUGCGUUUACAGAUAAUGGAUUUCUCAAACUAAAAAACAAAGAAGCAGCAAAUGUGUUUGAACCAAUUUAGAAGGGGUGUUAAUGCUAAGCCUGCAAAUCUUAUACCUAAUCAUAUAUACAUUAUCUGAUUGCAAGGGAAGAGGUUGCUUGUCAUCUCAUUUCUGUUCAUAAUCUAAACUAUUUAAUACAAUUGAUGCUCAAUUUGCGUCAAUCCAUAAUUGAUGGCAAAUUAAUUGAGUUUAUCAAUGAAUUUCUUAAGAAAUGGUUUAAAAAUGAAGGAUAAAUACCCGUAUGGAUUAUUGAGGCUUUAGAGUAUGCGAAAAUCCCAGUUGAAUAGCUUUGAGUUUAAAUUAUUGAUCAUCAAUAUUUCUUAAUUUUAACCAAGUAAUA
This is a messenger RNA of Paramecium tetraurelia, 1844 nucleotides long. RefSeq lists its product as uncharacterized. The record is from RefSeq and is a predicted model, not a curated record. The transcript is spliced from 3 exons. Gene Ontology annotation, molecular function: tRNA-guanosine(34) queuine transglycosylase activity. NCBI's taxonomy places the organism in Eukaryota, Ciliophora, Oligohymenophorea, Peniculida, Parameciidae. Gene Ontology annotation, cellular component: cytosol.